AUGACACAUAAACCAUCUUGUAGAGUCAUUUUUGUACGCCAUGGGCAAACCGAAUGGUCGAAAAGUGGACAAUACACCUCCACCACCAAUCUAGAUUUAACACCAUUUGGUGUUAAGCAAAUGAGAGCUACGGGGAAGAGUCUUAUUGGGCAUGAUCCGUUAAAUAUGAUCAACCCUAAAAACAUCACUCAUGUUUUCACUAGUCCCCGAUCAAGAGCAAUACUCACUACUCAGGCACUCCUUGAGCAUAUCCACCAGGAACUUACGGCUCCAGUUCUUCUUGAUGAUGAUUUGGCUGAAUGGAGAUACGGUGAAUAUGAAGGUAUGAAGACUGACGAAAUCAGGAAAAGUAGGAAAGAUAGAGGCAUUGAUGCGCCAGAUCAUAGAUGGACCAUUUGGGAAGACGGAUGUGAAGGCGGUGAGGACUAUAAAGACGUCACCAAAAGAUUGGACCGAUUCAUUCUGCGUAUUUUGGAAAUUCAUGGCAAAUACUUGAAGGAAUCUGAGCCAAGCGAUAUCCUUGUGGUUGCACAUGGUCAUAUUUUGAGAUGCUUGGUAGCUAGAUGGGUGCAUCGGGAGUUGAAUAAAGAUCCCCAAUUGAUAUUGGAUGCUGGUGGUGUUGGUGUUUUAAGUUAUCAGCAUAAUAACAUUGAGGAGCCUGCAAUUUAUUUAGCUGGCGCAUUCACUAUUCCCGUUCACGAAAUGGGCGAAGACGUUUAA
Molecule: messenger RNA, 720 nt
Organism: Lodderomyces oxycetoniae
Lineage: Eukaryota; Fungi; Ascomycota; Pichiomycetes; Serinales; Debaryomycetaceae
Product: histidine phosphatase family protein
Exons: 1
Coding region: 1-720 (239 amino acids)
Biological process (GO): ribose phosphate biosynthetic process
Molecular function (GO): sedoheptulose-bisphosphatase activity
Source: RefSeq, a predicted model, not a curated record